This is a messenger RNA of Vespa mandarinia (Asian giant hornet), 1513 nucleotides long. It is a transcript of the gene Unc50, whose product is annotated as Unc50 RNA binding protein. NCBI's taxonomy places the organism in Eukaryota, Metazoa, Arthropoda, Insecta, Hymenoptera, Vespidae. Gene Ontology annotation, cellular component: Golgi membrane. The record is from RefSeq and is a predicted model, not a curated record.
ACACCUAUCUUCACGUUGUAAAACGUCAGAAAAUUGAGAAACAUGUAAAUAAUGUUGAUCGAAUAUAAAAGCGUAUCUCUAAUCUUUUUAUUUUUUGUUACGUUUUAGUAAAUUAAUAGAAUCUUAACAUUUUUAUGCUUAAAUAUAUUAAUGACUUAUGUGGUGCUUAUAAAUAUUUUCAUAUCUCGUUUAUGUAGCAAUCAUAUUACAUCUAUCAUUCUCUCUCUAUCCAGUCAUCCAAUCAUAAUUAAUAUAUGUAUGUACAUCAUCAGUUAUCCAACUGUAAAAAAAAACCCGGUACGCAUUAAUUCCGAUAAAAGAAAUUUAUAUGAAAAGAUUAAGAUACAUAAAAUUGUGAAUUUUCAUUAAGUGUAUGAUGCAAAAAUUAAAAUUUAUUGUCUUAUUUAUAUUGUUGACAUUUGACGUAUGACAUAAAUUAAGCUUAUAUCUAAUGUUAUAAAAAAAAAAAAGUGUACAGUUUAAUCAUAUAUUUACAUUCGGGAGGAAUAUUUGAAAAAGUCAUCCUAAGAAUUUACAUAAAAAUAAAUUAUGUUGUAUAAUCGAGGUUAUGCAUUAUUUUUGUCUACAGGUCGAAUAUAAAAUAAAGAAGAGAGACAGUAAGAAAGCAAAAAUCAUAACUAAGUAAACAAAAAUGAAAUUUUCAACUUCUCCUCCUACAAGUCGUUGUACAUCUCCAAUUUUAGUAGAUGUAGGAUCAACGUUACCAACGCCUGUUACAUAUAGGCAUAAUUGUAUCAGUGCUGCAACAAAAUGUUAUAAAUAUUUGAGGAAGUUAUUAAAAUUUGAACAAAUGGAUUUUGAGUUUGCAUUAUGGCAAAUGAUAUUUUUAUUUACAGCACCACAAAAAGUUUAUAGAAAUUUUCAAAGUAGAAAACAAACAAAAUCACAAUUUGCAAGAGAUGAUCCAGCAUUUUUAGUAUUAUUAACAUGUUGGCUUUGUAUUUCUGCAGUUGGUAUUGCCGUAGUUUUGGGAUUAGGAUUUUUCCAAUUUAUAAGACUUUUACUUUAUAUGAUUUUUGUUGAUUAUAUUGUUGUUGGUUUAAUAGUAGCCACUGUUUUUUGGUUUAUAACUAAUCGAUAUUUAAGAAUUGAUAAAAGUCAAGAUGUCGAAUGGGGAUAUGCAUUUGACAUUCAUUUGAAUGCUUUUUUUCCACCUUUAAUAAUACUUCACAUUCUACAACUUUUUAUAUAUAACGGCCUCAUAAAUACAAAUGUCUUUGGUGGACGAUUUGUUGGGAAUACACUUUGGUUUAUAUCUGUUGCAUAUUAUAUAUAUAUCACGUUUUUGGGCUAUACAAGUGUUGAAAUACUUCAUAAAACACAUAUCAUUUUUUCUGCUCUACCAAUAAUGCUGUUAAUAUAUAUAAUUACAUUAUGUUCUGGAAUCAAUAUCAGUCGUUUGAUUAUGGAUUUUUAUCACUAUAGAGUUAAUUAAAUAUAUUAUGUAUAUAUAUAUAUAUAUAAGACAAUUUAUUGUGAAAAUAUUUAAAUU